Molecule: messenger RNA, 9000 nt
Organism: Fukomys damarensis (Damara mole-rat)
Lineage: Eukaryota; Metazoa; Chordata; Mammalia; Rodentia; Bathyergidae
Gene: Ankrd11
Product: ankyrin repeat domain 11
Exons: 12
Coding region: 233-8164 (2643 amino acids)
Biological process (GO): anatomical structure morphogenesis
Cellular component (GO): nucleus
Molecular function (GO): protein binding
Source: RefSeq, a predicted model, not a curated record
GGGCAUUGCCUUUGUGAUACUUGGAGCUGCGCAAACUGCUGCCCUCCCCAUAGCUACCGUUCUGCCUGGCAACUAUGGCUUGGAAGAUGAGAAUAGCCUGAACCAUGGAGUCCGCAGCACCAGGCACAGCAGCUGGAGCCGUGGGGAGAGGUGGCCAUCUGCAUCUCAGUGCGAGUCGGUUGACGAUGAGGCGAUGGUGGUAUAAAUGACGAUCGGGUGAGGGAACAGAACGAUGCCCAAGAGUGGGUGUUCUAAAACACCACAGCAAGAAGACUUUCCUCUCAGCAACGACAUGGUGGAGAAACAAACCGGGAAAAAGGAUAAAGAUAAAGUUUCUCUACCCAAGACCCCAAAGCUGGACCGCAGUGAUGGAGGGAAGGAGGUGAGAGAGCGCACCACCAAGCGGAAGCUGCCCUUCACGUUGGGGGCCAAUGGAGAGCAGAAGGACUCAGACACAGAGAAGCAGGGUCCCGAGCGGAAGAGGAUCAAGAAGGAGCCUGUUGCCCGCAAAUCUGGGCUGCUAUUUGGCAUGGGGCUCUCUGGGAUCCGGGCCGGCUACCCGCUCUCUGAGCGCCAGCAGGUGGCUCUCCUCAUGCAGAUGACGGCCGAAGAGUCUGCCAACAGCCCAGUAGACACAACACCAAAGCACCCCUCCCAGUCCACAGUGUGUCAGAAGGGGACGCCUAACUCUGCCUCAAAAACCAAAGAUAAAGUGAACAAGAGGAACGAGCGGGGGGAGACCCGCCUGCACCGGGCCGCGAUCCGAGGAGAUGCCCGGCGCAUCAAGGAGCUCAUCAGUGAGGGUGCGGACGUCAACGUCAAGGACUUUGCAGGCUGGACAGCGCUGCAUGAGGCCUGUAACCGAGGCUACUACGAUGUAGCCAAGCAGCUGCUGGCUGCAGGUGCGGAGGUGAACACCAAGGGCCUGGAUGAUGACACGCCCUUGCACGAUGCCGCCAACAACGGCCACUACAAGGUAGUGAAGCUGUUGUUACGGUAUGGGGGGAAUCCUCAGCAGAGCAACCGGAAAGGCGAGACCCCAUUGAAAGUGGCCAAUUCCCCUACGAUGGUGAAUCUGCUGUUAGGCAAAGGCACCUACACAUCCAGUGAAGAGAGCUCCACUGAGAGCUCUGAGGAGGAAGACGCCCCGUCAUUCGCACCAUCCAGCUCAGUCGAUGGCAAUAACACGGACUCUGAGUUUGAGAAAGGCCUGAAGCUCAAGGCCAAGAAUCCAGAGCCACAGAAGACUGUGACCCCUGUCAAGGACGAGUAUGAGUUUGACGAGGAUGAUGAGCAGGACAGGGUCCCCCCAGUGGACGACAAGCACUUGCUAAAGAAGGAUUAUAGGAAAGAGACUAAGUCAAACAGUUUUAUUUCAAUACCCAAAAUGGAAGUUAAGAGUUACACUAAGAACAACACGAUUGCACCAAAGAAAGCAGCCCAUCGUAUCCUGUCAGACACGUCCGACGAGGAGGACACUGGCCUCGCUGUCGGUGCUGGGGAGAAGCUGAGGCUGUCAGCACACUCUAUGCUGCCCAGCAGCAAGGUACGGGAGCCGGCCAACUCCAGGCAGCAGAAAGAAAAAAGCAAAGUGAAGAAGAAGCGAAAGAAAGAGGCAAAAAGCAAAGAAGUUCGGUUUGGAAAGAGGAAUGACAAGUUCUGUUCCUCCGAGUCAGAGAGCGAGUCCUCGGAGAGCGAGGAGGAUGACGAGGACUCUGUGGGGAGCACAGGCUGCCUCAAGGGGUCUCCACUGGUGCUGAAGGACCCCUCCCUGUUCAGCUCACUGUCUGCCUCCUCCACCUCCUCCCACGGCAGUGCUGCGGCCCCAAAGCACGGCGCCAACCACAGUGACCAGCACACCAAGCACUGGCGCACAGACAACUGGAAAGCCAUUUCCUCCCCAGCCUGGUCUGAGGUCAGCUCCCUGUCAGACUCCUCACGGACAGGACUGACGAGCGAGUCUGACUGCCCCUCCGAGGGCUCCAGCGUGGAGUCACUGAAGCCCACACGGAGGAAGCAGGAGCUCCGAAAGAGGGGCAGCCUGCCGAGUGUGCCACCGGAGAAGAGGGGCACCUGCCAUCCCAGCACAGAUGGCGCCGUCCCCAAGCUGGACAAGGAGGGGAAAGUUGUCAAAAAACACAAGACGAAACACAAACACAAAAGCAAGGAGAAGGGGCAGUGCUCCUUGAGCCAGGAACUUAAACUGAAAAGCUUUACGUACGAAUAUGAGGACUGCAAACAAAAGUCAGACAAGGCCAUCCUCUUAGACAAUGACAUUUCCACAGAAAAUAAGCUGAAAGUGCUGAAGCACGAGCGAGACCAUUUUAAGAAAGAAGAGAAACUCAGCAAGCUAAAGUCAGAAGACAAGGAGUGGAUCUUCAAAGACGAGAUGCUGAAGGUCUCCAAAGAGGAGAAGUCGCUGAAGAGGGCCAAAGACCUCAGCAGGUCUUUCCGGGAAGAGAAGGACCGUCCCAGUAAAGUAGAGAGGGAGAAGGUUGUGAAGGAAAAGUCCCCCAGAGAGGAAAAGCUGAGGCUGUACAGAGAGGAGAAGAAGAAAAAAUCCAAAGACCGGCCUUCGAAGUUAGAGAAGAAGAACGACAUAAAAGAGGACCGGACUUGCAAGGAGAAACUCAAAAAGGAGAAAGGUUACAGAGACGAUGCUGCGUUUGAUGAAUACUGCAGCAAAACCCAGUUUCUGGAGAAUGAGGACACCAAAUUCAGCCUUUCCGACGAUCAGCAAGAGAGGUGGUUUUCUGACCUGUCCGAUUCCUCCUUUGAUUUCAAAGGCGAGGACAGCUGGGACUCCCCAGUGACGGACUACAGGGACAUCAAGAGUGACUCUGUGGCCAAGCUCAUCUUAGAGACGGUGAAGGAGGACAGUAAGGAGAAGAAGCGGGACAGCAGAGCCCGGGAGAAGCGGGACUUCAGAGACGCUUUCUUCCGGAAGAGAGACAGAGACCACCUGGACAGGAACUCUGAGAAGAGGAGAGACCAGGUAGAGAAGCACAAGGGCGUCCCCAGCUACCUCUCCGAGAAAGACAAGAGGAGGAGGGAGUCUGCCGAGAGCGGGCGGGAUCGGAGGGAGGGCCUGGACGGCUCCCGGGAGCGCAAGGACGCGGCCCAUCGGGAGGAGGGCCCGAAGGACUGUGGCUGCGAGAGCGCGUUCAGGGACAAGCCAGACCCGGACCUUCCCAAGGGCCUGGAGCCCUGGGAACGGCACCACGCCACGCGAGAGAAGGACAAGAAGGACGGCCUGGAGAAGGACAGGAAAGAGAAGAUGCGGGCGGAGAAGCACAAGGACAAGUCACUGGACAGAGACAAGAGCGAGAAGUCUCUCCUUGAAAAAUGUCAGAAAGACAAGGAAUUUGACAAAUGUUUUAAAGAAAAGAAAGAAGUGAAGGAAAAACACAAAGAAUCCCACAGCAAAGACAGGAAAGCGUCCCUCGACCAAGCGAGAGAGAAGAAGGAGAAGGUGUUCCCUGGGCUUCUCUCAGAAGACUUCUCCGAAAAAAAAGAUGAAAAAAGGAAAGAGAAGAGCUGGUACAUCGCAGACAUAUUCACGGACGAAAGCGAAGAUGAGAAAGAUGACUACAUGGCCAGCAGCUUCAAGGUUGGGGAGGCCGGGGAUGCACAGAGAGGGGACGGCCUCCAGGACAAGGAAGACGGGAGAGAGUCCCAUCUCUCGGACAGACACCGCAAGUCCUCCUCCGACCGGCAACACGCGGACAAACCCAGAGACAAGGAGCCCAAAGAGAAGAAGAAGGACAGAGUGGCUGUCGAAGGUGGGCGGGACAGGAAGGACAAGAUCUCUGAGAAGCACCGGGAGAAGAAGGACAGGGAGUGUGCAGAGAGACACAAGGACAGGAGAGACAGGGCUGCAGUCGACUCUGCCCAAGAGAAGAAGAACAAACAGAAGCUCCCUGAGAAGGUGGAGAAGAAGCACUCCACGGAGGAUAAGGCCAAGAGUAAGCACAAGGAGAAGCUGGAGAAGGAGCACUCCAAAGAGAGAAAGGCCUCUCGGGGCACCGAGGCAGAGAAGAGCCUGCUGGAGAAGCUGGAGGAGGAGGCACUGCACGAGUACCGGGAGGACUCCAACGACAAAGUCAGCGAGGUCUCAUCGGACAGCUUCACAGACCGCGGCCCGGAGCCUGGCCUGAGCGCCCUCCUGGAGGUGUCCUUCUCAGAGCCGCCCGACGACAAGGCCAGAGAGAGCUGCCUCGCGGAGAAACUGAGGGAGAAGGAGAGGCACAGGCACUCCUCAUCCUCCUCCAAGAAGAGCCACGACCGGGAGAGAGCCAAGAAGGAGAAGGCUGAGAAAAAGGCUGAGAAGGGCGAGGACUCCAAGGACGGUGGCAGCAGGAAGGACUCCAGCCAGUACGAGAAGGACUUCCUGGACGCAGAGGCCUACGGGGUCGCCUACACCGUGAAAGCCGACCUCGAAGAGGAGUUGGACAAGACCCUUGAAAUAUUUUCCUCUGAAAAGAAAGAGAGAAAUGAUCCCGAGAGAGAAUCUUCCAAGAAAAUAGAAAAGGAACUAAAGCCUUAUGGAUCUAGUACCCUCAGCAUCCUGAAGGAGAAGAAAAAGAGAGAGAAACACAGGGAGAGGUGGAGAGACGAGAAGGAGAAACACCGGGAGAAGCACGCAGACGGGUUCCUCAGACACCACAAGGAGGAGCCAAAGCCCGCAGCCAAAGACAAGGACAACCCUUCAAACUCCUUCAGGGAGAAGUCCCGGGACGAAAGCCUGAGACUCGGUGAGGCCAAGCUGAAAGAGAAGCUCAAGGAGAGCACGGAGAGGGAAAGGGCCGACUCCGUGAAGAUCGGCAAUGGCAGCGACAGGCUACCACUGGCCAGAGACCUGGGCAAGAAGGACGCCCGGCCCCGGGAGAAGCUCCUGGGAGACGGCGACCUGAUGAUGACGAGCUUCGAGAGGAUGCUGUCCCAGAAGGACCUGGAGGUCGAGGAGCGCCACAAGCGUCACAAGGAGCGCAUGAAGCAGAUGGAGAAGAUGAGGCACAGGUCUGGGGACCCCAAGCUCAAGGACAAGACGAAGCCCACCGACGAGGGGCGCAAGAAGAGCCUGGACGUCCCUCCUAAGAAACCCUUGGGGCCAGACCCUCCCUCCAAGGAGAAGAGACUCAAGGACUCGGCUCCCACACCACCCGCCGCCGAGAGCAAGCUGGGGCCGGGGGCAGAGUGCAAAGACUGGCCGGCAGGGCCGCCCCUCAAGGAGGCCUCGCCUGCCUCCCCCAGGCCUGAGCAGGGCCGGCCCACCGGGGUGCCCACCCCCACCUCCGCGGUGCCGUGCCCCAGCUAUGAGGAGGUGAUGCACACGCCCAGGACACCGUCCUGCAGCGCCGACGACUACCCCGACCUCGUGUUCGAUUGUGCCGACUCCCAGCACUCAAUGCCUGUCUCUGCCACAUCUGCCAGCACUUGCUCUCCACCGUUUUUUGAUAGGUUCUCUGUGGCCUCCAGUGGGGUUUCAGAUAACCCGGGCCAGACACCCACAAGGCCUGUCUGCACCAACCUGUACCGCUCCAUCUCUGUGGACGUCAGGAGAACGCCCGAGGAGGAGUUCAGUGUUGGGGACAAGCUGUUUAGGCAGCAGAGUGUCCCUGCGGCCUCCAGCUUCGACUCCCCUGUGCAGCACCUGCUGGAAGACAAGGCCCCGCCACCACCUGUUCCCACAGAGAAGUUCACCUGCCUGUCCCCCGGGUACUACUCCCCCGACUACGGCAUCCCCUCAGGCAUCCCUUCACCCAAGGUGGACACUCUCCACUGCGCCCCUGCCUCCACGGUCAGCACCACACCCUCCCCUGAGGGCAUCUUCUCCGCCUUACCAGCAAAAGCCUCUCCUCCCAGAGGUGAGCUGUUAGCCCCAGCUGUGGAGGGGGCCCUUCCCCCGGACCUGUGCCUCCCUCUGGAUGCCACAGAGGACCAGCAGGCCACAGCCGCCAUCAUCCCCCCAGAGCCCAGCUACCUGGAACCCUUGGAUGAGGGCCCCUUCAGCACUGUCAUCACCGAGGAGCCUGUGGAAUGGGCACACCCCAUGGCUGAGCAGGCCCUUUCUUCCUCCUUGGUCACCGGUGCCUCCGAUAACCCUGUCAGCUGGCCUGUGGGCACCGACCUCCUGCUGAAGUCCCCCCAGACGUUCCCAGAGUCCCCAAAACAUUACUGCCCUGCUGAGUCCCUCCACACUGCCACCCCAGGGCCCUUCGGUGCUGCAGAGGCCCCGUACCCCGCCUCUCCUGUCUCUUACCCUCUGCCAGCCGCCGAGCCAGACCUGGAGGGAGUCAAAGACGACGGGGUGGGAGCUAUCGCUGUCACCAUCUCCACCACCACCGAGGGAGCCACCCCUUACACCACCCCUGCCAGGCUCGAGUCCUUCUUUGGCAGCUGCAAGCCACUCCCAGAGGCACCCCUUGACCAGGUACCUGAGCCCACGUGUGUCUCCACGGUGGCCCAGGUAGAGGCCCUCGGAGCCCUGGAAACCAGCUUCUUGGACAGUGGUCAUAGCCUGGCUGCCCUUGGCCAGGUGGAGCCCGUGCCCUGGCACGAUGCCUUCACCAGCGCCGAGGACGACCUAGAUCUAGGACCCUUCUCACUGCCAGAGCUCCCUCUGCAGCCCAAGGAUCCCCCAGAUGUUGGAAUGGAGCCUGCAGAAGGAAGCCCCGUUCCCCCGGGAGAGGCUCUCCCUGUCCCCCCUGGGGUCAGCAGUGAGGGAGAUGGCCUUGUGGCCGUGGCCGAGGGUCAGCCCGCACCACCUCCCGAGCAGGCUGGCCCCCGACUCCCUGCCGAGCUCGAGCCCUCAGAGGAGCCGAAGCUGGAUGUGGUUCUGGAAGCCACCGUGGAAGCAGAGGCGGUGGUGGACGAGCAGGCCCCUGAGGACCUGGAUUCCAGCUCAGUUCCUCUGCCCACCACCCCAGAACAGCAUCCCCUGGAGGGCGGAGAUGAGGUCGGGGCUGAAGACCCUGCGGCUGCUCCCCACUGCACCUCUGGCGGCCCGCCCCAGGACAUCCCUCCACAGGCCCAGGAUGAUUCAGAGGCCCCCUCGGCUGCCACUCCAGCCGAGGGGCCUCCGGCCAGCGUGCAGCCAGAAGCUGCAGAGCCAGAGCCCAGGCCUGCGGCCGAAGCCCCCAAGGCCCCCCGGGUGGAGGAGGUGGUUCCUCAGCGCAUGACCAGGACCCGGGCCCAGAUGCUGGCCAGUCAGAGCAAGCAGGGCCCGCCACCUGCAGAGAAGGAGCCUGCACCUGCGCCCACGUCAGCCUCCCGAACUAAGGCCCGCGCCCUCGAGGAGGACGACGCCCAGGCCCAGCACCCGCGCAAGCGCCGCUUUCAGCGCUCCAGCCAGCAGAUACAGCAGCAGCUGCACACGUCCACGCAGCAGACACGGGAGGUCAUCCAGCAGACACUGGCCGCCAUCGUGGACGCUAUCAAGCUGGACGACAUUGAGCCCUAUCACAGUGACAGAUCCAAUCCCUACUUUGAGUACCUUCAGAUCAGAAAGAAGAUCGAAGAGAAGCGCAAGAUCCUCUGCUACAUCACACCGCAGGCCCCACAGUGCUACGCUGAGUACGUCACCUACACGGGGUCCUACCUCUUAGACGGCAAGCCACUCAGCAAACUCCACAUCCCCGUGAUUGCGCCCCCACCCUCCCUGGCGGAGCCCCUGAAGGAGCUCUUCAAGCAGCAGGAAGCUGUGCGGGGGAAGCUGCGUCUGCAGCACAGCAUUGAGCGGGAGAAGCUGAUAGUGUCCUGUGAGCAGGAGAUCCUGCGGGUCCACUGCCGGGCAGCCCGGACCAUCGCCAAUCAGGCGGUGCCCUUCAGCGCCUGCACGAUGCUGUUGGACUCUGAAGUCUACAACAUGCCUCUGGAGAGCCAGGGGGAUGAGAACAAGUCGGUGCGAGAUCGCUUCAAUGCCCGCCAGUUCAUCUCCUGGCUACAGGACGUGGAUGACAAAUACGACCGCAUGAAGACGUGUCUCCUGAUGCGGCAGCAGCACGAGGCGGCGGCCCUCAACGCCGUGCAGAGGAUGGAGUGGCAGCUGAAGGCGCAGGAGCUGGACCCUGCCGGGCACAAGUCCCUGUGCGUGAACGAGGUGCCCUCCUUCUACGUGCCCAUGGUUGACGUCAACGACGAUUUUGUGCUGCUGCCAGCGUGACACCCACAGGAGGGCCGUAGGACAGGCGAGGGCCACUCAGUCGCCAGUGCUGCCAAUGAGUCCCAGCGGUGGAGGACGAGAGGAGCGCACCGCCAGGUGGGAGGAGCGAGACUGCACCUGGCCCGGGCCUCCCCUUCCAGACUGGCUGGAGGCUAGGGAGAUGGAGCUCGUCCCUUUACCAGCUGCUGCAGGAGCACUAGGCCCGGCACCGCAGCCUGCCGCCCGGCAGGAAGAGGAGACCGAGGUGUGAGGGGCCGGCGGCUCCGCUCCGUCUUGGAGAACGGCGCCCAAGAGUGGCCGCAGGACAGAGCGCUUCAGAUCCUCGUUCAUUCUGGUCAUCUGGAGGACGUGAACCACGGAGUCACCCCCUCCAGGUCCCCCUGGAGUGACUUCCAGGUCAGAGGCAGGACAGCACCAUCUUGGCCCCACCCUCGGGGCAGACGGGGACGCUGAGGACCCUGGUGUGGUGAGGGCCCGGCCGCCACCUGUCUGGCGGCAGAGGGAUGCAGCCAGGACUCUCCAACAGUGUUUUUAAUGGAGUCAAAUCCACGUGGUUUGUAUAUUUUUUCCUUUAAUCUUGGGCAUUUUGUUUCUCUUUCUGAGAACGUAACUUGAAACACUACAGAGCCAAUAAUCCUAUACAGAGUGUAUCCGCGGACGCUGUACAGUUUUAUAUACCUUCACAAUGUACUUUGCUGCCUUCUAGAUAAUUUAUUUUGCAACACAUUACUGCACAGUUGUAAAUAACUUAUGUACUGUAACAUCACUUUCAGUUAUGUGUAAAGAAAUAAAUAAAUUAAUUAAAAUGCUCUUUGUACAUAAUACACACACAGCUC